AUGGCACCCAUGGAAGUGGACAGCCUGCUGCCAGUGACGGUUCUGAGCGGUUUCCUAGGGGCUGGCAAGACCAGCUUGUUGACGCAUGUCCUGCACAAUCAAGAAGGCCUGCGGGUGGCGGUUAUCGUGAACGACAUGGCCGAGGUCAACAUAGAUGCCAUGCUGGUCAAAUCCGAGCAAGUGCUCAAUGUGCAAGACAAGAUGGUCGAGAUGCAAAAUGGCUGCAUAUGUUGCACUUUGCGUGACGACCUCAUCGAGCAUGUCACCAAGAUAGCAGAAGAGAAAAAGUACGACUACCUGCUGAUCGAAAGCACUGGCAUUUCCGAGCCGAUGCCAGUGGCAGCCACCUUCGUGACUGACAUUGAAGGCAAGGCCAUGCUUGGAAGAGUCGCACGACUUGACACCCUGGUAACGGUUGUAGAUGGCAAGACUUUCUGGGAGACGUACAGGACUACCGAGCUGCUGGUGGAUCGGAAAGAGUUAGGCGCAGAGACUGGCGACCAGCGGAACAUCGCUUCUCUUCUUGCAGAUCAAAUUGAGUGCGCGAAUGUCAUACUUCUGAACAAAGUGGAUUUGCUGAAGGAGGACGAGAUUGACACACUCGAGGCUGUGCUCCGAAAGAUGAACCAGACGGCAGAAAUUGUGAGAUCCAGCUGGGGCAAGGUUGACCUCACGAGAGUUCUGAACACUCGCAAGUUCGACUUUGGUGAGCUUCAGAAGAUGCCCGGUUGGAUACAGGAGCUGCGUGGAAGCCAUGUGCCGGAGACCGAGGAAUACAACAUCUCCAGUUUGGUUUUCCGUUCCUUAAAGCCCUUCCAUCCACAUCGCCUGGACAAGGUGUUGAGAGAGGGCUUUGAUGACUUGCUGCGCUCGAAGGGCUUGCUCUGGGUCGCAGGAAGUAAUGCCGCCAUGGUUUGGGCUCAGGCUGGGGGUGCAGUAGACCUUCAAUCUGGCAACUGGCUGCAUGGAAACGUGGAUCCCAGUGACUGGCCUGCACAUCUCGAGGAGUACAAGGCCAACCGCUACGGAGACAAACGAGUAGAGUUGGUCUUCAUUGCACAGAACCUCAACAAGGCGGACCUCACAAAGCGCCUGGAAGAUGCCCUGGUUACGGAGGAAGAGUAUCAGCUAGGGGAAGAAGGUUGGGCGCAGUUCAUUGGUGAAUCUUAG
Molecule: messenger RNA, 1170 nt
Organism: Symbiodinium sp. CCMP2592
Lineage: Eukaryota; Dinophyceae; Suessiales; Symbiodiniaceae
Source: the annotation of a GenBank genome assembly